AUGUUUAACCAAGCCAUCUGUAAUCAGCAAGACAUCGAGAGACUUCGAGAACUUUGUGAACAGCCAGCGGCAGCUACCGCAGGCAGACAACUCAGAUCUGGAACUGCAGAUGAGUGGAGAAUCAUUGGGGGAAUGGCAGAAGGAACGAUCGUUUGUCGAAGGAAGCCAGAUUUCCUCAAGAACAUUCUUGACUUUAAAGAUCGGCUACCUAUUCAAGAGGACAUACGAAGGGCAGCGGAAGCAAUGCACACCAAUACGCCAGACCUACGCAAAAUGCGCAGUUCAGUCAAAACGAUCAGCUACAAUCAUGUUCAUCGGAGUUUACAUUUCUUCUUUUUUGAUAGAGCCGCAGCUCGUCAAUAUCAGAAUGUACAAGUUCCUUUCUACCGUCUCGCUAACGUCCAUGGACCAGAUACGGGUUCAGUCUGGACGAGACAAUUGGCACAAGACGGCACGCGUAAAUCACCUCAACGGCAAUAUGAACUUACUUGCAGCAAAACAUAA
Molecule: messenger RNA, 504 nt
Organism: Phytophthora infestans T30-4
Lineage: Eukaryota; Oomycota; Peronosporomycetes; Peronosporales; Peronosporaceae
Exons: 3
Coding region: 1-504 (167 amino acids)
Source: RefSeq, a predicted model, not a curated record